AUGCAACAAAUUUGCUGCACAUUAAAUAUCAAUCAAAACUUGAUACUAGUUUACUUUCCUCAGUCAAAUCCUGUGGAACGGAAAAAUAGAGACUUAAAACCUCAUCUUGCAAUCCUUGUAGGAGAUGCGCAUGACAACUGGCAUUCGAAACUCCCAAUUAUUCGCUUCGCUAUGAAUACGGCCGUCUGUGACACUACAGGUCAUACACCAGCAUUCCUAAUGUUUGGAAAAGAGCUGAGGACUGUCGGCGACGUUGUUCACGAUUUCAAAGCUGUGGUUGAAAAUGAUAACUUUGUUCCUGAAAUCACUCCUUAUCUUAAACGAUUCGCAACUAUUACAAAGGACAUACGAGAGAGUAUCGAAAUAAAGCAAGAUCAACGUAAAAAGCAAUAUGAUAAAGGAAGGCGACAAGUGUUUUAUUCACCAGGUGAUAAGGUAUGGGUCAAUUUUCAUCCCGUUAGCAAUGCAAAAAACAAAAAGACUUCAAAGUUCAUACCAAAGCGUGACGGUCCAUACUUGGUAAUGACACAGAAAUCACCUACUUCCUAUGUCCUUUCAAGCCUUCAUAAACAAUCAGAACCCUUAGGAACGUACCAUACGUCUGCACUAACACCUUUCAAAGACUCGUCCACUUCUCCCAUUCUUCCGCUCAGGAAGAGAG
Molecule: messenger RNA, 661 nt
Organism: Stegodyphus dumicola
Lineage: Eukaryota; Metazoa; Arthropoda; Arachnida; Araneae; Eresidae
Source: RefSeq, a predicted model, not a curated record